GAGUUUGUCUUGAAUAGAGAGACGGAGACGGAGUCUCGGACUAGUCGGAGACACGAGAGGGAGGAACCGCUGCGCCGCGGCCUGCGCCCACCCAUUCCCGCCCGGGCCAAGGGCACCCACCCAUGGGUGCAUUACUGCCGCCGUGCACGGCAAAAUCAAGGCACGACGCAUGCAACUCUCUCUAUGAGUAUUAGCUGAUCCUUCCACAGAAUUUUGAGAUUCCUGGAGUCCAGAUAAAACACUUUCAUGCGAUUGCACAAAAUACAUGAGUCAUGAUUGUUACGAAAUAUUGAUUUGAAACUAAUUAAAUUGUUCAAUUUCACUUAACGGUACCGAUCGAUAUGAACAUUUCAUAUGAAGUCCAUUUGAGUAGACAGCAUUAAAGAUGGUGAAUUCCAGAUCCAGCAACAGCACAUCUCCGGAUGAAAGUCCAGAUGACGGCAGCACAGCCUAUCGUGGUUGCGUCUCAAAGAGCAUUAACGUAACGGGUGUAUUGCACAUCGUUGCUGGAGCUCUGUGUAUCGUAUUUGGUAUUUCUGCCAUCAUUCUCAAAGCCUUUGUCUCAUACCUUGGCAUUCCUAUUUGGGUAGGGUUGGUGAAUUAUUUGCUUCAUUAUGUAGCACAAAAAUGUUCUGCUCAGGCUCCGCACUUGCAUAGAUCUUCAUAGUAACUGGUUCAUUUGGUGUGGCUAAUUACUACAAGCCUGCGAGCAAGAAAAUUAUGAAGUACUACAUGGUGAUGUCCACCGUCUCUUCAGUAUUUUCCUUCUCGUUUUUGAUAGCAUUUGCCAUUUUCUUGCAUAACGAGGGCGGUUAUUGGGAAAGGUUUGAAUGCCAUCCUAUUGCGAGGUCCAUCUGCAACAGUCCAGAAUGGACACGGUACCUGAUAGAUGCAGUCUUGAUCUUGAUCUUUGUACUAGAGGCUGUCUGCAGCGUGACUUCAGCCUGCCUCAGCUGUUAUAAAAAUUGUGAUUGUUACCGACAUGGCCUGGAAAUGUGCAAGACAUGCAAAAUGUGCAAUUUGGCCCAACUUUGCAGAAAGUGCCAGGAGGAUCCGGGAAAUUCAAAUAUUGUAUAUUAUGCUGUUAAUAUGGGUGACAUGCCAAUGAUGACACUACCCAAUGAUAACCAGUCUACUGGCCCCAUCUAUAUUGCAGGUGAGUCACCUGACUCCUCUGCUCAGCCAGGUCAAUUCAUGUACCUUUCUCCGAGCCCCCAACAGCAGAAUUUCAUGGCCUUUCCAGCAGCGGCACCACAGAACCAACCAAUACCCAAGUUGCCACCACCCCCGCAGCAACAAGAACAAUCCCAGCAACAGCCACAACCAUUUGAACAUCAUCAAGUGCAACAACUACCUGAACAACCCUUACCCCUACAACAUCAAGUGCAACAAUCACCUCUACAGCAUCAGCAACAAGUACUUUUGAUACCUCAGACAUCAGGUGUUAACCUCCAGCAGGGUGGUGCCCCAUCAGGACAGGCCGGCUUCGUCCAGGUCCAAGCCCCAAGGCAGAUGCAGCCUCUAGCAUUUGCUCCAACCCAGCAACUCCCACAGCUGCAACCAGCCGGAAUGGCACCGCAGGUGAGUGGCUCUUCGCAGGUUGGUUUCUUCCAGGUGCGAGGUCCAGGAGGGCAGGUGCAGAUGGUCCCAGCCCCUUUCAUGUACCCCCAGGUCAUGAUGGCUCCGGCACCUCGGCAACCUACAGCUGGUGCAGAACAGGUUAGACAGGAACUGGGUCAGCAGGAACCUGUUCAGCAGGAACAGAUUCAGCAGGAACUGGUUCAGCAGCCAACAGCACCCUCUAAUUCUGCUGAAGCAAAUGUUGAGGAAGAGAAGGUGGCUGAAUGAGACAGUUGCCCCAAGGGAAUCAUCCUCAGGGAUGUUAGGAUGUCAGUUUUUCAGCUAAAGCCUGAAUUCACACCUAGGCAACGUAAUUUAAGCCCUAGAAAAACAGAUGCGUGAGGGUGUGUGUGUGUAAAAAGUGAUUCCAAAAAGUGAUUCCUUCGAGGUGAUUUCCGGGAAUUUAUGUCAACUUUAAGUGGCAUCUUUAAUGUCAGGUAAAAUUCUCUGUUGAUUAGUGCCUAUUGAAAAGCAGCUGCUUUCAUCUGAAAAAUCAAGUAACUGAAAUUAUAAGUAAUCAUUUUUGAAAUAGUACUUCAUGAGAUAUAUAUUUUUUUAUACUAUGUAAUUUUAUAUCUAGGGAACAUUUCAGUUCUUUAAAAGUCACAUAGCUUAAUAUCUUCUAUUUUUUAUGGAUUAUAUCUGUAAUUUGGUUAUCUGGGCUACAUGACACAAAGCAUAGCAAUUGAUCGUAGAAAAAAUGGGCACGUCAUUGUCUAGUGGUUCUGACUUUCGCCUUUCAAACAGAGGGUUGUAGUUUCAAAUCCUAGCCAUGGCGUGAUUUCCUUCAGCAAGAAAUCUAUCCACACUGUGCUGCACUCGACCCAGGUGAGGUGAAUGGGUACCCGACAGGAAUAAUUCCUGGAAAGCACGAGCGCUGAAAGGCAGCUUGAGCUUAAGCUGGGGUAAUGAUAAUAAUGAUAACAAUGGGUCUCGGAAUAGAUUGAUUCUAGAUAGAUGGCGCUAUACAUAUGCCUAUUAUUAUUAUUAUUAUUUACAAAUUUUCAUGAUUGAUUGCAUUUAUGUCAAUGUAUUAUCAAUCGUUAAAAUCAGUAAAUUACUAUCAGUCGCUUAGCUUUUUGUUAUGAGGACCCAGAUUGAACUCAUUAAUAUUUAAGAAUAUUGAAAAUAAUAUGGGAAUCUUUUUAUUCAGUACUGUGAGGUAAUUUUUAAAGCUCACCCAAUGAUCACCAAUGUCUCAUAUGUGAUGGUUAGUUUCAUGCAAUUAUUCAUUAUAAAAUUGUAAUAGUGUUGACCUUGUCUCAUUGUUAUAGAGAGACAAAAUAUAUAGGCUUUAUAUUUCGCACACAUUUUUUAUAUUGAGCUUUCAGAACAUUAUGGCAGUUCACUUUUUUAAGAUAUUGAUUAUUUUUUCAUUCCUUCAUUCUUUCAUUUAGUCUUUGUUUCUUUCUCUGCUUUCAUUCUUUCUCUUAUUCAUUAGAUCAAUCAUUCAACCAGUCAUUCAUUCAUUCAUUCAUCCAUUCAUUCAUUCUUUCAUUCACUUAUCCAUUCAUUCAUUCAACCAGUCAUUCCUCCCUUCAUUCAUUUCAAUUUAUUCAUCAAUUUGUUAACCAAUCUCUUUUCUUUGAUUGUUUAGUUCACUAUAUGUUCAUACAAACAGGUGAACCUUUGUAAAGUAGUUUUAAAAAAUGAUUGAGGGAGAUUCAUGUGUUGCCAUGAAUAAGAUUUUACAAAAUGAUUUGACCCUGCUGGAACACAAAUUAAUUAUGGUUAUAGGAUAUGCGCUCCCAACUGGGAAAAAAGUUAGAUUAUAAGAAGUGUUAUCAGGGCCCCGUCUUACAAAGAGUUAUGAUUGAUCCAAUCAGCCACGACUAUGGAAAGCCAGCUACGCCAACAUCUUAAAUGCAUGUUUGUCCAAAAUGUUUUCUAGAUAAGAUGUAGAUUCAUACAUUCUUUGUUUUCUUGAAUAUUAACUGUGCUUCUCUUCGUUUACAAAGGACAUAUACUGUAGUUGAGAUUGAUUGAAUCAAUCGCAACUGUAAAACGAGACCCACUUAUGCGUAGUGUCUUGUUUGUCUUGCAAACAGCUUUGAGAAGCAACUCCCUGGUCAUUUUAUUCUGUCUUUUGUAGAUGAUAUUUAUUCAUUCAGCUCAUGUUUUAUGAGAAAACUUAGCACUAAGCAACUUACCAUGAUAUGUGUCUUGCUCUUAGCAUGCAUUGCUUUGCCUGCCUGUGUACUUGUUGUUUAUUUUAUGAAAUUUACUUCAAUAGCAAUCUUAGAAUAAACUUUUUUUUUUUGUUAUUGUAAGAAAUCAAAUUGCAUACUUUAAAAGAUUUUUAUGAAAUAUGUUUCCAGUCAGUUAGGUAGAUGACUUGUUUGGGAAUAUUUAUAAUGCCAUCUCUAUUCCUCUGAUAUUUGCUUUUAAGUGAUUGGUUGAUAUUAUUCACUCUUUCAAUUAUUUGUUUUUAUUAUUGAUAAAUAUCUAUUACAUGUAUUGAUAUUGUUUUAUUGAAAUUUAAUAUGUAGUCGUAAAUUUAUUCAUUCUGAUUGUUCUGAUCGAUUUUAUAUUUAUAGCCUAUAUUUUUAUGUUCAUUUGUAUUUAUUUAUUUUUGUUUAUUAUUUGUUUAUUUAUUUAUUUGAUUCUCCUUUCUGCCCAUACAUUAUACAUUUUUACUGAUAAGUCAUUUGACAGAUAUGAUUUAUUUAUGGUUUUUAUAAUUCUGUUUAGGUUUUGUUCAAAUCUGUAAACAUUUUUAUUUUCUGCUGUAACUAGUACCAAAGUUUUUUUAAUACUUGUUUAAUUUUACUUUAUUGUAUUCAUAUCAACUGGAUGUGGCCUAAAUUCUUUUUAUUUCUAUUUAUGUUGUGCAUUACUACUACUAGCAUACCAUUGGUAUGCCAAUGGGGUAAAACUUGCAGCAUUGUGCAACGAAAAGAGGCCAUGCGUUUCCAUGCCAACGGACAGGAUCCAUGAUUCUUGUAAUCUUGCCAUUUUCGUAACUACUGUAUAAUCCUUUAUUUUGAGUGGCUUCUGAGCCCAAUUAGCAUGAGAUUAAUUUAUUCGGAAAGAUAUAAUAUUGAAUCAUCCACAAUAAAUCACAAAAUAUUGGAUUAAUGA
Molecule: messenger RNA, 4701 nt
Organism: Lytechinus pictus (painted urchin)
Lineage: Eukaryota; Metazoa; Echinodermata; Echinoidea; Temnopleuroida; Toxopneustidae
Exons: 9
Coding region: 721-1848 (375 amino acids)
Cellular component (GO): membrane
Source: RefSeq, a predicted model, not a curated record